Messenger RNA from Paramuricea clavata, 7022 nucleotides. NCBI's taxonomy places the organism in Eukaryota, Metazoa, Cnidaria, Anthozoa, Malacalcyonacea, Plexauridae. The record is from the annotation of a GenBank genome assembly.
UGCAAGACACUAGAAGAUUAUGGUUGCCACACAUUGGUCAUCGGCUUUAGAAAGGGCAAAGCAUUUGUUGCUGAAUCGGAUUCGAUCAGAAAUAGAGCAAGUGAAGAACUUUUACAGCAUAUACAUUUUUCAUUAUUCACUAACGGUAAUGACACGAUGCGCUAUAAAUGGAUGAAUGACAAAAAUAAGCAGCUGCCUUUUUUAUUCAAUCGAUUGCUUGUUUCUAACCUUUUGGAUAAAAUUCUUUUAAUUUUAGGGACACAAGUAAAUACGAGACAAUCCGAGGAAGAGAAGCUAAGGAGAGACGUACAAGAUUUAUUUAAUGAUAAAUACCGUAAGAAUUGUUUCAUGACAUUGUGUUUUUUUGUAGUUUCAGAAAUUUUGUACAUUUUCACAGAACGCAAACUAUGUGGAAGGGAGUUCCGGUUUAGGUGUAGACAAGGAAAACGCUAUAUCACCCAAGAAAUUACACAGCGGUAAAGAUAAAAUUCACUAUUUCACAUCAUCGAUUUUUACAUGUUUAGGGUCAUCAAUAGUAAAAAGAAAAUAGAUCUUUAACUAUCCAUGGUCACGACUGAUCUGUUGACCAAAUUGGAACCGAGAAUUGAAGUGAAUUUAUUUUCUUUGUAAUAAAUGCUUGUAUAUUCUAUUUAUAGGUGAAGCUACUGGAAAAGAUACACCCUUUCCGUAUAAACGCAGGAAUGAAUUUCUAGUUGAUGGACUGCCCGAAAUUCCAUUUCGAAAACCAAGUGGCUAUGGUGUUGGCCAAUUAAGGAAAAUAAUUCAAUCUCGCGACAACAUAAAAAUUCGAGUUAAAGAGGCAGAACCAACAGGUGUUAAUCUUGCCGAAACCUCUCAGGGGUUAAAUUCUUGUCCACCAAGGCCUCCUUCUUCUCUUGAUCCAUUAACAUUAUCUUCUUCUGAUGUACCACCUUCCUCGUCUUCUCUUUUAACAUGCAGUCUUGUACCUGCUGUAAGUUCAGUUCCUUCUUUAACUUCCUCUAACGUGACUUAUUCAACGUUUUCGUCGAAUACUCCUUCAAGUUCUUGCGGCUCCUCUUCUUUUAAUUACAUUUCGCCUAGCUCCUCUGCAACGUCUACGACAACUUUUCAUUUGUCUUCUCAUUCUACAUCUUUUCCUUCUUCCUCUUCUUUGUGUACGUGUUCUCCGUUGUUAGAAUCUUCUUCCACUAUAUCUUCUUUGGCAUAUAUGUCUUCUACUUCCUCGUCAUCUUCGCCUCUAACGAAUCCCAUGUUUUUAUCUGAGCCAGUCCCAUCGGUGCAGCAAUCUAUUCCAAAUCAAUUAUCUUCCAUGCAUCCUGUUUCGUCUACUGCUGUAGCUCCUGCUGUAGCUUCAGGUUUGAGUGAAGGUGCUAAGAGAAGGCGACUUAGAAGACCUGGUCAAAAGCCACGAGAGUUACCUGGUAUGUGCGUGUUUUUAAUUACUGUACCUUUACCGUUACUGUAUUCUUCGAUUCAGCUUCACCCAUCUUCCAGAUAUCUUUUCUAAGAAACGUGGCCAUUUAGUUAGCCCCCAUAAGCCCUUAUUUAUCCCUACCUUCUUAAUAUGCCCCAGUCAAGAAUCACUGAAAGAAAAUAAGCCGGCCGGAGGCUAAAUAGGAAAUGCGGUAUUUUAUAAUUUAUUUUUGAACGAAUUUCUCAUUGUUUUCUGAAUAUAAGUUUGUAGAAUGUGCCUGGUAAGGAAACAUGUUACAAAAAAUCUUAUUGGUGUGCUUUUAAUUUCUUAUGCGGUUAUGAUUAGUUUACCCGUUCUGGAGUAAAGUUAAAGUCAGGAAUCAAGAACAACUUAUAAUAGCGGAGGGAAUGAUUGUUCCAGGAUUUCAGACUGAAAAUGCUGUUGUAAGCACCGACUUCCGGCGCAAGAUUUAUGUAAUGAAAGUUUUAGGUAAGCUAGGAUAAUAUAUGAUACCUUACAACGUUAUCGCGGCCGCGAAUACCGCCUUUUACGCAGCGUCCUAUAGUUGUGAAUUACUGUCCUGUCUGUAAAAAUUCGUACAGAGUGUAAAUAUAAUAGCUAUAAUUUAAUUAGACUACUGUUUAGCAUUGAUAAAGCAACGCCAUUAGGUGUAUGCAGGGACAGCUUGGAACACGUUGCAUGUUUAGGAUGUUAAAUACUGUAUCAGUGCUGCACAAUAUUGGUAUAUUUACAUGUAUAAAACUUUUUUGUAACUUUGUCAUUUUCCAAACCUUCUUUGCAAUUUUCAGAUCUCUUUAAUUUUAAAGUAGUUGACUUGAAAAUUGGAAAGAACUGCAAUAUGUGGACGGUCCAUAUCUAGUUUAAAUUAACUUUGGAAAGAGUAAAGGUGGUUUGGAACGCAUUGAUCAUGCAUGUAUUGUAAUUUUGUGUCGUCGCUUCGUUAAAGUUUGUAACUCUGUCUGUAUCGUUUUGCAAUGUUAAUACAGGGCCGUAGCAACCGGCAGCCCUCCCCCAAAUAAUUUGUUAAUGAUCAUUCUUUUUUCAAAAUCAUGCAGGCCUUUAUCAUUUAAAUAAUAUACCUUUAAAAUACUGACAAUUGAUUAAUUUUAAGCGGCUAUAUUAUCCAUGACAAACUGCAAAGAAUGAAGAUAUUAUCUUGCAUACUUUCCUGCAACUUAUCCAAUAUAUAGUUAAUUAAAUACGCCUUCGCCCAUUUCGUACUACUAAAUUUUAAACAAAUUGUAAAUUUUGACAUACUAAAACGCUAAAUUAUAAAUUUCGGCAUACUUAAACGCUCUUUUCUGACCAACAGAAUUCUGUCAAAUCUUCCCCAAAGUCCAGGAAAUGGCAUUCAGAGACUCUAAAUUUACAAAACAAGAUUCCUACGGCACUGCAAUUAAUGUGUAGAUAGGACUUAAUCUGUGACUCUUCAGUCCUGCAUGUUGCCUGUACCUUCAAUCGUUUUGUUGAUUGUAAAGAUAAUAAAGAAAGGGGAAAAAAGAAAGGUGUUUUAUAUUUAAAGAAAGAUUUCCGCUUCAUAUCGUUUACGUAUUAUUAAAAAUUAGUAUAAAUUUUGCAUACCAAAUGAGCUUUCGCGCGUUCUUAUUGGCUAGUUGACUAGUAAAUCUGAGGCAUUAUUUACUAGCAGACUAGUAAAUAAUGCUUUUCAAAAAGAACGAUCCGGCAAAUUUGGUUUGAAAAUCGACAAAAUAUUGAAAAAAUCGUCCCAGAAAACGAAAAAAGCACAACAUGUUGUAUUUAGCUUGAAAGGUAGGAUUUCUUUAUUAUUUUACUGUGUCAAACAUAUUCACGGACAAUUUAAAACUUAUUUAAAACAUUCGCUUCAAACAAUUUGCAAAACCGGCUACCCGACUGUUGGGAAAAGCUGUGAUAUUCUUUCUAAAACAAUUUUGUUUUGUAUCCUAUCAAUUUCCCUAUUUGUACGAUAAUAUUUCUUUAGAUAUGUCAUGUUUUCAUUGUGCUGUAAGGUGUUCUGACCGCUGUAUUGUGUUUUCGAAACUUGUAAAGUAAAAAGUGUUAUUAAAACUUUUUUUCGAACGAUAUAGUUUUACAUUUCAUUUUACCAAAUUCCUCAGCCAUUUCCUGAAGAAAUUAAUGCUAAACAGAAGCUAUUUUUAGAAAGAGUCAUUCCGUUAUUGUGUUUAUAUUCCAAGCAGAAAUCGAGAAAAACAACUUUGUAAUAAAGCAAUAAAGUCACACAAGAAGCCAUUUUGAAAGCGUGUGCGUACAAGAAACACUGCAACACUGUUAGUGAACAGGCCGAAAACAGUUUUAUUUCUGAAAUUUAAUUGAACUGAUAUUUGGAUAUUUUGUUUUAUUCAUUAAAAAUUUAUACUAAAACAAUUAUUCGCCUCAGGCUCAGUGAUUACGGUGAAUAUUCACCUCGACUUCGUCUCGGUGAAUAUUCACCGGUAAUCACUUCGCCUUCGGCGAAUAAUUGUUAAUUAUAUAUAUAAUGCUGCUUAUAAACAACAAUUCGGGGAUGUAUAAACAUGUCUGUCUAGGGUGUUCCGGUUUUCGCGUGACAUUAUAAAGUCAUAUAUUCCUAUUCGAAUUUAACAUAUUUAUUUUAGAUGACGUUGAAGGCAGUAGCUUGGAAGAAGGCACUUACAUCAUUCGACCCUUUAACCUAUUACUACCUGAGGUUGGAAUCACACCGGGCGUGGGUGGCUUGGUAGACUUGCAUAUUCAAAGAAAUGGAAGAAAACUUAAAUUGGAUGAGGACCAGGAAGAGUUGUGCGAUGCAAAUUCCUGCCAAGCUCCCCAGGGUCACAACUCUCAAGCACCAAAUGCAGAGCUACGACGGGUUCAAUGUGAUUCCCCAAAGUGUAGGAAAUGGUUUCAUCUACAGUGUGUUGGUGUCGAUGAUGCUGUAGAGCUGCCAAGGAAAUGGUUUUGUGGCUGCUCAAAGUUUGAACGAGAAAAUAUAGUAAGGUACAAUAGAAACCUUACGUUAAUUGAUGGUUUCAUUGCCGGUUUUUGACAAAGAGAAUAGAAUGAAAUUGCAAAAAUGCCCUUAGCCUUGACAGUAAAAAGUGCGAAAAUAGAAUAACGUAAUUACAUGUUUGUCCAGUUUUGAUAAAAUAUUAACUGUGCCACAUACCAUAGCCAAAGGGAAGAACUUAUUGCUGGUUACUUUAUAACUUUUUCUGAAGCCUUUGACUCCCGUCAAUUUAUUACGAUUAUUCUAUCUUCGAUAUAAUCUAGAAGUGAUAAAAUUCAGUAUCAUGAGCUUGGCAGCAUGCUUGGAGUCCUUCCAGAAGUUGAGGUUUGUCCAGCAUAUAUUUGUUGAUAUAUUUGAUCCCAUCUCAUUUUGUUGGUCAACUGUUCAUUGCGCUAGAAAAGGCAGAAUCAUAUUUUAUCCGAUCUAUAUAGAACUCACUGAAAAAAACCUUUUUGAAAACCCGGUUUCUCUCUCCUGCGAAACAAUUAAUUUUAGGAAUAGAGGUUGGAAAUUUAACCAAAAUCUUUGCAGGAGAAAACAAUCUCUAUAUAGAAUUGUUCAAUAUAUAUUGUAAUCUCUAAUGAGUAGAGAUUUGUGAUGAAGUGAUUGCUUUGGUUUUUUUUGUCAUCUUAUUUAUAGAAACAUUUACGAAAUGUUGUGACGGAAAAAGUAGCAAGCAUUCGCCACGUAAUCUGGACUAAAUAUUCCAGACGGGAAAGACGUUUUGUAAACCAGCAUUUAUUUGCAGGAUUUGAGUUGCCAUUAACAGAUGAUUUGGUAAGACAAAUAUUUGUGGAAUGUACCGGGUUCCCCCCAAAAAAGAGUACUCCGGUUUGAUUUAUAAUAACUUCUAAACAUGCAAGUAAAGCUAUCAAACAGAAAUGACUUGCAUUAAAUAGACGAAGGACUAACUUAGAUUUUGAUAUAUUACAAGUUGUAUUUUACUUAAAAAUUCACGGAGAUAUUAAUGUUCAAAAUCGGGAGCAUAUUUUGGGAUGUGUCUAAAUUAGCGAAAAUCGGCAUGUUAAAUAUUAACUCCAGCGUUUGUUUGCUUAAUGACAUAUCAGGCUAACUUGUAUUUCAGCGAAUUGUCGUUAGGGUUUGUAAGUUUGGUGUAGAUUUAGACAUCUUACAUGUAAGUCUUAGCUCAUUGUUUCCUGAAACAUGAACCUUCGAAAUUAUCCAAGUAUAGGUCUUUACAAUCUUAAAGGUACCUGAAAGACCAUGCAAGGCAGGCGCUUAAAUUUUUCUUAAAUAGCCUAAUUUUUUAUGUUUUUCAUGGGUUCAAAAGAGAGUUGAUUAUAUCUCGGUUAGAGCAAGAUGAAUAUUAUUCUUUAAUGAAGGAAAUAAUAUUGCUUUUUGCAAAUACACAUGACAGGAUCAACGCUACUAUUUUGUUACGUUUUGUUCCAAAAAUGUUGGAUGUCUCUGGGGAGUUGCUUGUUAUGUCUUAUGGAGUUGUAUGGUUUGAUUGUGUUUCAUUCUCAGUUGAUUCUGAACUUAACAAGAUUAAGAAAAGGCAAAAGAGUUUGAGUGUUCUUAACAAGAUUUCAGAACGUUGCAGAAGUUAGAAGAGCUUCACAAUUCCAUUGUGACAGCAUGCCCUAAUUCAGAACUACGAACGAUCCAUGACGAUCCUUCGCGAUGCAGUGGUCUCAUGAAAUAAGGAAACGUAUUCGUGCUAGGAACACACGCGGAUUUCGGACGAAUAAAUCUUGCUUGUAUUUUGUAGAUAAUAAUACUUUGUUUCAUAAUAAACAAUUUGUCAAGUGUCAUUUAUUUACUGGUAAUAGUGCAUGUUUCAGUCGAGCAAAUCUUGAUUAAUAUUUGAUACGCCGUUUUUUGCAUAUUUCAGACAUAUCCAGAAAUAUACUUCCGAUUUUAAACAUUAAUAUCUCCUUGAAUUUUUAAGUGAAAUACAACUGUAAUAUAUCAAAAUCUAAGUUAGUAUUUUCUCUAUUUGAUGCAAGUUAUUUCUCUUUAAAAGCUUUCCUUGUUUAGAAGUUAUUACGAAUCAAACCGGAGUACUUUUUUUGGGACACCAGGUAUAUAUGUAUAUGCUUAUCGCAUUAAAUAAGACCUCUUGCCCUCAUUGAGCAGUAUGGCAAUUUAAACUUGCUGUUCUAUACAUUGUAGUUCGCCGAAUUCAGCGACAUAGUUAUGGGGCUGUUCCUCUCUCCAGAUCACAAAUGGACAGAUAAAAGAUCAGAAAGAAUUGACUACUGUCAAAUCGUCCUUUUACCCGAGGUAAUUGACUUAGAAUUACUGGCAUGAGUGAAGAAAGAUUAGCUACUUCUAUUUUGCAUGCAUCAUACUGUAUCAUACUGUUUUCCAUUCACGUAUUCUAAAAAUAUACAUGCAAAAUUUGAUAUUACCUUCUAUAAUUGUUCUAGGCGUUUGUUAAAUUGAUAAUGGUGAUUGAAGGAAUAAAUCGAAAUAUCGCAGAAGAAUGUCUUUUCAAUUGGACAGAUAACAUCCCAACACUGCUUGCCCGUUUUUAUAAGAAAUAACUUUGUUAUUUAUAUAAACAGUAACCUACCUUACCAUCUACAUAUAGCUAAAUCUAUGAACAUUAUAUUGCAAUAAUAUAAAAGAAUAUAACAGAAUAUUUAGAGGGUC